AUGUUAUCCGCAAGAUCGGCCAUAUUUAGGCAUGUGGGUCGCUGUCGGGGUACCUGUAGUAGGCCGCCAUUGGCGCGGCGCGAAGUCGGCCGGCCUGGUAUAAAAGAUGGAAUUGUCGCGCAGGCAAAGUGGGCAUACGUCUCGAGACAGAUAAGGCAACAGAGUGAUAUCGCAUCGCUGCCCCAACAAUCGCACACUGCUCAAUCAACCCCACCACCUUCUCCUAACCCGAGUCCUGUGACCAAACGCCCUUUCUACAUACGCUUACCCGUUGCCCUCGCGCUUACACUCCUCACCUUCACCACCGGCUUCAUCAUGGCUGGCGCCCCCGCAGUUCAAUCCCUCCAGGAGCUCGCCAACCCACCGACGGAUGCCGAGACACUCGAACUUUUCAACCCCUCCACCGAAGAAGUCGCAGAGAUCGAGAAGAGCAUAUUCGAGCACCCGCUCACCAAGAGCCUACUCGCGGACCCCAAAUUCAUUGCCGUGCGCCCGCAUCUCAAAAUUCCCGAGCAACUUCGCGCCCAGAAUCUUACCGGUGGAACACUCCUCGGACCCGACAAGAUUGCCUCACCACCCCUUCAAUUCUACACAGCCGAUGGCAUGCAGUAUAUUUCGAUACAAUACCUCGGCAGCGCACUAUGCGGACACCCAGGCAUCAUACACGGAGGUCUCCUAGCCACACUUCUCGACGAAGCCCUCGUACGCUGCUGUUUCCCCGCGCUCCCCAACAAAGUCGGAGUCACAGCUAGCCUGACAAUAAACUACAAGGCACCCUGUAUGGCAGGUCAAAUCGUAGUCGUACAUGCUGAGACGACCAAGGUUGAGGGCAGGAAAGCGUGGACAAAGGGUCGGCUCGAGACGCUGCCCAAGGCGGAGGAUUGGGACCAGGGGAAGAAGAAUGGGGUUGUGCUGACCGAGGCUGAGGCACUGGUUAUCGAGCCGAGACAGGCGGCGCAGAUGAAGAGAGUAGUGAAUUAG
Messenger RNA from Bipolaris zeicola 26-R-13, 981 nucleotides. RefSeq lists its product as uncharacterized. The transcript is spliced from 2 exons. The record is from RefSeq and is a predicted model, not a curated record. Bases 1 to 981 code for a protein of 326 amino acids. NCBI's taxonomy places the organism in Eukaryota, Fungi, Ascomycota, Dothideomycetes, Pleosporales, Pleosporaceae.